Oncorhynchus gorbuscha (pink salmon) is the source of this 3332-nucleotide messenger RNA. RefSeq names its product serine/arginine repetitive matrix 3 (gene srrm3). The coding region runs from base 162 to 1907 and encodes 581 amino acids. The record is from RefSeq and is a predicted model, not a curated record. Lineage: Eukaryota; Metazoa; Chordata; Actinopteri; Salmoniformes; Salmonidae. Gene Ontology annotation, molecular function: mRNA binding. The transcript has 14 exons.
GAAAAGUCAGCUCGAGAUCGGGACCACGGACAAAUCCUUCAUAGGAGGACGGCACCCCUCAGCGUCACACGUUGUCCGAAAUACAGAAACACUCACCGCUUUCGGCCGUCCAACAAUUCCUUUGUUCAGGAGUGAGGGAUACGAAUAAGAACGUCGUCACCAUGUACGAUGGGGCAAGGGUGCCUUCCCCCCAGGACAUUGUUAACGGUGUGCUUCCUACGGCCGUGGCAGGGACAGGAGCCGGGGAGGGCGGGUCAGUGUCGGUACCCGCCCCGGCUGUGGGGCUCAAUCCAGAAGAAGAGGAGGUUCCAGAGGAGGAGCCUAGUCCGGAGCCUGUCCUAGUGAAGAAGGCCCACAGGGAGAUCCUAGACCAUGACAGAAAGAGGAGGGUGGAGCUGAAAUGCAUGGAGCUCCAGGAGAUGAUGGAGGAACAGGGGUACUCUGAGGAGGAGGUCAGGCAGAAGGUCGGCACCUUCAGACAGAUGCUGAUGGAGAAAGAAGGAGUGAUCACCAGAGAGAGAGCACACACUGACCCAACGGUCAAGGUCCAUGGUGAGAUGCAGACAGACCCAGCUGAAGGUUACCAUGAGGACGGCGAAUGGCACAGAGAUAAAGACGGUUAUAGAAUAAAGAGGAACUCUAGCAGCUCUCCAUCUCCUCGACCAAAGAAGAGGAAGAAGAAGAAACGUGCGGUCAGAAGGAGUCGGUUUGACAGCUCAUCUCCCUCCCGCAGAGAGAAGAAGAAGAAGAGUGCGAAAAAACACAAGCGAGACAGGUCGACAUCUGGUCAUAGGAGAAAGAGGAGAUACAGAUCGGGUAGCCCGAAGAACAAACAGAAAGACAAAACCAGAAAGAGGUCCCCAUUAGAGUCCCCCAGUAGGACGUCUCAGCGUAGAGGCAGCUGCUGUAGCUCCCACAGUGCAUCACUCUCCUCCACAGGCCACAGCCCCUCCAAGUCCCUCGGCAGGCCCAACUCCAAGCACAAGACAGAAGGACACAAGGCCUGUGUGAGCCCGUCCCCGUCUCCGUCCCCCGGUCCUGACGGUUCUGUCACAUGGCACAAUGGGCACCACCACCGCGACCGCGGCUUCAACGGCAAGGCGGGCAGACUCAACCACAGCCACGCGGUCGAGGAGGACAAGGAGCAAGAUAAGCUGAGAAUGCUGACUGCUGUUUCUCCGGGAGCCCAGUCGACCACGAUACUGCCACAACUGAGAGGAGGAGAGAACAAGGCCCACACUGCCCUCUACAGGGCCCCAGGAAGUACUACUGCCCAGGCUGGAGAGGCCCUACAUGGGGAGGACAGGCAGACGACGGACCUGGGGUCGUCAGGGAGAUGGGGAGGUCACAGAUGUCACAGAGUCCAGGGGAAGCGCUCCCAUUCACCGACUCACAGCAGUGACUCCGCCCACUCUCAACAUAACCUGCAUCCUCACAGAGAAAAGAGCUCUCACCAGAAGAAGACUAAAAGAUCCCACUCUUCCAAGCGUCACCGCCGUGGGGGUCGGGGACAGGCCCAUCACCAGAGGCUGUCUGCAUCCCCAGGGCGGCACCACCAUCCGUCUGGGUCAGGCACCAAGAAGAUUGAGUCUCGGGGGCGGGGCGGUGUCAGAGUCCGCCAGCGCAGCAGCUCCUGGAGCUCAGGACGGUCCUCAUCAUGCUCUGCUUCCAGAGAAAGAGGCCCCAGCAAGGCCAAGUCUCUCCACGACCAUGCCAGACAGAACAAUUCCAGUUUUUCCGCUAAGGACAGAGAUAGUCCUCACCACUCUGGCGCUGACCGUGCUCACCGUCGUUCCAGGAGCUACUCUCCCAUCAGGAAGAGGAGACGAGACUCUCCCAGCUUCAUGGAGGCUCGCAGGAUCACCAGGAAGAGUCCCCCGGAAGCCAAGACAACAGAAUGCUGCUGAGCUGCAGGCUAGGUUACUGUGGUAACAGUUGCCGUGCAGCAGGACUCUCCUAGUUCUCCUGUCUGAAGUCUGGUGAAGCAGCUAACCAACAGAACAAACUUCCCAAGAGUAACCCUGCUGCCUCUCCUUUCCCUCGAGUCUCUCUCCUUCUUUCUAUCCUCUUUUCCUUUUGUAAAGCAGCUUGAAUAAACUCACACAAGCACUAGAGAAACAUAUAACUAAUGUUAUAACACAGGUGUUUUUGAUGAAGGUGCUAUCAAGGCCUUCAUCUUGGUCAGUAAAUGUAUUCCUUGAACUUGGCCGUUGUCCCAAAUUGUGGAUCGACAGAAAUUAUUUUGAGAUGUUUCCAGUGAAUUCUCAUUCAGUAGCAGAAGCACCUUGAUAGAGCUGACGUCGUUCCUAGAUCGUUAAAUCACCUGAUUUGUGGUUGAUGGCUAAACCUUCAGAAAGUCUUCCUGUCCUUUUUGUGUGGCUAACAGCUCUUAACUUACCAGCAGCAACCUAUCAUACCUCUCAACUUCUGCAAGUGUCACUUAGGUUGCACCUUGAGGAUGUCCACUAACAAGGCAAUCUCAGCGCUUUUAACCCAUUGGAGUGUGUGUGUGUGUGUGUGUGUGUGUGUGUGUGUGUGUGUGUGUGUGUGUGUGUGUGUGUGUGUGUGUGUGUGUGUGUGUGUGUGUGUGUGUGUGUGUGUGUGUGUGUGUGUGUGUGUGUGUGUGUGUGUGUGUGUGUGUGUGUGUGUGUGUGUGUGUGUGUGUGUGUGCGAAUGCCUACUAACUAACAUAUGCAUCUGCUCUCUUUCAGCACCUCUCAAUCUGACUCUACCACCUAAUAACCAUAGUAACAACCACAGAAACAACUACAGUAAUAGAUACAAUAAUAACUACAGAAACAACCACAGCUAUAACUAUAGUAAUAAAUACAACGAUAACGACAGUAUGCCUAUUUCUCUGGUCUGCUUUUGAUGACAGCUGACCAAGUGCCUUAUUUUUUAUCUUUUUAAACUUUUAUGAAGAUUCAAACAUGUUAUAGAUUUGACGUGGUACAGUACAUGGAAUAUUUAUACAUAUAUGUUUUUAAAUACAUUUGAUAUUUAAAUUCUGAGAGUAUUUAAAAAAUGGAUUAUGUUGCAAAACAUACAGCAUUCCUACUGGACCAUACUGUAACAGAGACAAGAAAACACGCUCUCUGGUCAGCUGUCAAUGUGCUGGUCCUCCUCACACUAACUAACUCCUACAAGAGCUUUAUGUACUGUCUAAUCUCCUACCCUCUCCUCUCCUCAGCGCUCGGAAGCGGCCUAUCCCGUACUACCGCCCCAGCCCUUCCUCCUCCAGUUCCAUGUCAAGCCCCUCCCAUUCAGGGAGGAGUCGCAGCCGCAGCUACAGCUGCAGUCACAGCCGCACCAGGAGCCACAGCCGCUCACGC